UGGGGGCAUAUGAUAUUUGCAAGUUCUUAAUUACAAACUACAAACUGCUUUUCACAACCUGGAAAUCAUUGACGGGUUGGCUUUAGUAUUUUUCUUGGUUUUUGUUCAGGACUUGAGAAAGCCGCUGACUCUGUUCUGGACUUUGUUUUCCUGCAAUUCUUAAUGGCUUAGGUUCUUGGAAAUUCCAAGCACAACCCAUUUUCUCUAUUAGGCUUUACAAAUUUCUAGUCAAAGGCGUUGUGCUGAUAUAUUUUCAUCUGAUAGUUUAAAGGACUAUUAGUUUUGGGUUUGAUUUAUUUUGGUCGGCGUUGAAUAUUCAAAUUAAGUUCAGCUACCUUGUAAACUUGUUCAAAAAAGGAUUGUUCUUUUUUUCUAUUUGCUUGAGCUGAUUGUUUUGAGUUGUCUGUGGGAAAUGUUCUUGCAAUUUCAAACAAUCAUUUCAGGUUAAUGUCGAUUGCUUGCACACAACUGAGCAACAUUAUUUAUGUUUAUUAAACUACAAGAAUCAGCGGAGAAAGAGAAACAAGAAGAUAAUACAUCACAUCAGAUCAGAGAGGAUUUAGAUGAUACUACUGCUCCAUUAGCAGGCAUCACCGACAAUGCUAGGAGUCCUUUAGCCGAAAAAGAAACUGCAUUGCUUAAAAGCUCUAAGAACGAAGACAUAAGUGAGACAACUUCCCCACAAGAAAAGUCUUUGAAGAAGCCUGACAAGAUACUUCCAUGUCCACGAUGUAAUAGCAAGGAAACCAAGUUCUGCUAUUACAACAAUUACAACGUGAACCAGCCGCGUCAUUUUUGCAAAAACUGUCAAAGAUACUGGACUGCUGGAGGAACAAUGAGGAACCUACCAGUUGGUGCCGGUCGUCGCAAAACCAAGAGCUCUUCUGCUCUGCAUUACCAUCAUAUUAUGAUUUCUGAUGCUAUCCGAGCAGCUCAAGCAAGUGCUGCAAAUGGAAUACAUCGAAACCCCUCUUCUGAAAACAAAAAAAGCUGUGUCCUCACUUUUGGCUCCGAUUCUUCUAUACCUCUAGCUUCAGUAUUCAAUAUUUCAGGAAAAACAUGGAUUAAUGUUCAGAAUGAGUUUCAGAAACCUGAGCAAAGAAGUCUUCUUGAGGAUAAUCACUCGGGUGAAUCUUUGAUUACUGCUUCGUAUUCCUUAGAGAAGGAAGGCAAGGCUAGUUUAAAUCAAGCUGAGGAUAAGAAUUAUCAAUGGUUUCCUUCUAAAGUACCAUGUUUCACGAGGCCUUCUUGGCCUUAUCCAUGGGACUCAAUCCACUGGAAUACUGCAAUGCUUCCAUCUCCACUUACUCUCUGCCCUGAUCCAGGCUUUCCAGUGUCUUUCCAUCCGGCUCCAACAUAUAGCAACUACGGGGUAGCAAGCCCUUGGGAUGUUCCAGUGGCCUCCCCAUCACCCUCUUCUGUCAACCAAUGCGCUUCAAGCUCUAGUCCAACUUCUCCAGCUCUGGGGAAGCAUUCAAGGGAUGAAAACAUUCUCAGUCCAGCUAACUUGGAGAAGGGAAAGCCCUCGGGAGAGAGUAAUAAGUCAGAAGGAAGAGAUUUGAAUUCAAAAACUUUGAGGAUAGAUGAUCCUGGUGAGACUGCAAAAAGCUCUAUGCUGACAACACUUGUGAUUAAAAGCAAGAAGACCAAUUCUAUCAAUUCGGGAGGUCUAUUUGAUGGCUUUCAAUCAAAAAUCAGCGAUGACAGAAAUUACAGACUAGAAACACUCUCGGUGUUGCGAGCCAACCCUGCAGCCUGGUCUCGAUCCCUCAACUUCCACGAGAACACAUGAAAGAGAGAUGAUACUAGCAGCUGCAUACUCUAUGCUAUGUCAGCAACUGAUCUAAUUAUGAGCUCACAUCAUUCAACCACUUUGUAGUUGACAGAUUUUUUCCACCUUCACCUUAAGGUUAUGAUCUUACUAAAAGAGAAGGGGAGAAUGGAAUUAUCCAUUUAGUUAUCUACUUUUACCUUGGUAGAAGAGUAAGCUAUCCCUGACCAGCUCAUUUAGUUGCCUUUUAUCUCUGCUGUGACAAUGCAAGUGGGUGUUUUUGUCUUGAUCACAACAGGUCAACUAGGUUUUCAUGUAGAUAUUUUUAUGUGAGACUGAUAUAUAUGCUUGAAAGUUGAAACAGAGAGAUACUUGGAUGAUACAACUUUCAGAUAUCCUGAAAUGAACUUGUAAAUUAAUCAUAAUCCAUAACUAUUUUUUAUCACUUUUUUUUUCUCUUGUGCUUCAGUGAAUCACCUGCAACAUUCAGUUUUCAAUUAUGUAUUAUUCUCCAUCUUCUGCUGCUACAAUAAAUAUCUUAUUUCU
Molecule: messenger RNA, 2317 nt
Organism: Durio zibethinus
Lineage: Eukaryota; Viridiplantae; Streptophyta; Magnoliopsida; Malvales; Malvaceae
Source: RefSeq, a predicted model, not a curated record